Molecule: messenger RNA, 2103 nt
Organism: Grus americana (Whooping crane)
Lineage: Eukaryota; Metazoa; Chordata; Aves; Gruiformes; Gruidae
Gene: TCEA1
Product: transcription elongation factor A1
Exons: 9
Coding region: 205-1188 (327 amino acids)
Biological process (GO): positive regulation of transcription by RNA polymerase II; transcription elongation by RNA polymerase II; DNA-templated transcription
Cellular component (GO): nucleus
Molecular function (GO): zinc ion binding; nucleic acid binding
Source: RefSeq, a predicted model, not a curated record
CGCUCGACGCGCGCUGCCUGGCGCCGCCGCUCUGGCUGCUGGGUCGGGGCGCUGCGCCGCGGCCUGCCCCCGCUCCUGCCCGCAGAGUUCGGCGGCGGCCCCGGGAGCUUCCCGCGCCCCGAGGGCAGGGCAGGGCACGGGGGGCUGCUCCGUGAGCUUCAGCUCCCACGCGCCGCGCCGGACCCCGCUCGGGCCGCUGCAGCCAUGACCACGGAGGACGAGAUCAUCCGCAUCGCCAAGAAGAUGGACAAGAUGGUGCAGAAGAAGAACGCGGCUGGAGCUCUUGAUUUAUUGAAGGAGCUUAAGAAUAUUCCCAUGACCCUUGAGUUGUUGCAGUCUACCAGAAUUGGAAUGUCAGUGAAUGCGAUACGCAAGCAAAGCACAGAUGAAGAAGUUACAUCUUUAGCAAAGUCUCUUAUCAAGUCUUGGAAGAAACUGUUAGAUGGACCUUCAACUGAUAAAGAUUCUGAGGACAAGAAAAAGGAGCCUGCAUCUUCCUCACAAAACAGCCCUGAAGCAAGAGAAGAAAGCAGUUCAAGUAGCAAUUCCAGCAGCAGGAAGGAGGAGGGUAGUGCUCCCUCAAAUUCUUUCAUCCCUUCUUUUCCCCGGGCUCCAAGCACUUCGGAUUCUGUGCGAGUGAAAUGUAGAGAAAUGCUCUCUGCAGCUCUCAGAACAGGAGAUGAUUACAUUGCUAUUGGUGCUGAUGAGGAAGAGCUGGGUUCUCAGAUUGAAGAAGCUAUUUUUCAAGAAUUAAAAAACACUGAUAUGAAAUACAAAAAUAGGGUACGAAGUAGGAUAGCAAAUCUCAAGGAUGCAAAGAAUCCUAACCUAAGGAAAAAUGUGUUAUGUGGGAACAUUCCUCCUGACAAGUUUGCCAAAAUGACAGCAGAGGAAAUGGCAAGUGAUGAGCUGAAAGAAAUGCGCAAAAAUCUGACCAAAGAAGCAAUCAGAGAGCACCAGAUGGCUAAAACAGGAGGUACCCAAACUGAUCUGUUUACAUGUGGCAAGUGCAAAAAGAAGAACUGUACAUACACCCAGGUUCAAACCCGCAGUGCUGAUGAACCCAUGACAACGUUUGUUGUCUGUAAUGAAUGUGGAAACAGAUGGAAGGUAAGACUGUUAGACUGCUCUGCGUAUUUGAUAGCAGACAGCCAGGCUCUGUGCUUAAUUUUGGUGUACAGUAAAUGACAAAUGAGUUUCUGUUGACUUUUGGUUACUUCUUAGUCCAUUAAUAACAUUACGUGCUGAUAUUGCAAAAUAGCUUUAGGUUGGAAAAAUAUUUUUGACUGAAGGUGUGAGAUCACACAAGUAGGGCAGUGGCAAAGGCAGAGAGAAGUCAGGACAUUGACUAGCCCUCGUGAUAUUUAGUUAAAAUACUGCUUUGCCAUACAAGGUAGUGGCAGGUUAGUCACUGGGUUUUCUCUUUCUUUUCACCCAAAGAUAGUCUAAUGAUUUUUAAUCUCUGCUUCAAUGAAUGGAAUAGACCUUUUUAGGCCUUUUGUUGUAGUUUUUUCUUUUUUUUUUCCUACUCUGAAAAGAAGGGGAUAAAAAAAGAGAUGACUGCUGCCAUAUUCAUGUCAGGAUAAGUGUAGGGCAGUGAUAACUUGACUUAAAUUUUUUUUAAAGUUCAGGAAAUGGAAAUUGUAAAAGCUUCUGAGGAACACUGAUAGUCCAAUAAAGCGAAGAAACACUCAAAUGAAGGCCUGUAAAAUAUACAACCUUACAUGUGAUAGCAUGCAAUGUGAAGCAUGAUGUCUUCAUUCCAUUAUUUUUCUGUGUUAAGAAUGCUGCAGCUCUGCAGAACUGUGUUGCACAGCAUACAUUAAGAUUACUGCAUAAAAAAAUUCUGCUAUGCAUCUUGUUUUACAUAUCUUAUUUUACAAAUCUAUGCUCAAAGAUAUCUAAUAAUUUAUAAAGCUUAGAAAUUGUUUGGUGCAUACCUGGAAAAGUUCAUUUGUCCUUAAAACCUUCUGUAAGUUGGCAGUUACAAAAGUGUCCAUAUAAAGAUGCUUGAGUGAAGGAAUGGUUAUGAUAUAAGCAAAUGCUUUAACUAGUAAUUUCCAUAUCCUAAGUAUGGUGUCAUAUUUCUGUUUCUUCUUGCAA